AGUUGAUUAGCAGUAGUAAUAUCUCCCGUGCUGUACUCGGCUAAUUAUUCAACAACUUUGACGUGUGUGAAAGGCCUACUUUUCCACGCACCUACAAAAGGGGAAAAAGAUAUGUUUCUGAUACCAACCACCUAAUCCUCCUCCCUAGUCAGCAGUAUCAUCUUCUUCUUCUUCAGUGAGUUCUAUAUAUAAAAAAGCAAAGCUGAGUACCUCCUGAGAGAGCUGAGAAAUUCAGGUGCAGUAUUUCAGAUUCAGAUACAACUGGCUGCGUGAUCGGCUUUUGAAGAUGGGGAGUUCAGAGUUGGAGCAAACAAAGGCGCACUCACACAUCGAUUGUGCUCAGCCACCGGAAAGAACCUGGCAGAGAAAAUUUGACGAUGAAGGCAAGGAGAUUGCAAUGUUUAGCUUCACCAUGAACGAUAUCAUGACAGUCGCACCCUUGAUUGUCAAAAUGAUGCGUAUACUGGUCGAAGAAAGAGCGAAAGGGAAGGCCUCAGUCUACGAUCCGUUCAAGAAAUGGAUGAGCAACUGCUACCGUGGGGUGCCCCUCGGCACGCUAGGUGCAGGAAGCAUAGGGAGAAGCUACAGGGGGUACUUUCAGCAUUUUCAGUUAUUCCCAGGGAUAUAUGAACAGAAGCCCAUCCUAGCCAACCAGUUUUCAGCAUUUGUUUCGCGUCCCGGUGGGAAGAGCUACUCGACGGUGUUGUCGGCACCCCCUGCUGAAGUCUUGAAAGGAAUAGAUAAGGCCAGCAUUGGGUCUUGGGACUGGAACCUGAAAGAGAAGAACUGCAGUUACCAUGGCUUGUUCCCAAGAUCAUGGACAGUAUAUGAUGGCGAGCCUGACCCUGAAAUCAAGAUCACAUGCCGUCAGAUAUCUCCGUUCAUCCCGCGCAACUACAAGGAGAGCAGCUUCCCGGUCGCGGUGUUCACUUUCACGGUGCAAAAUUCAGGGAGCACACCUGCAGAUGUCACACUGCUCUUCACAUGGGCAAAUUCAGUCGGAGGGAAAUCAGAGCUGACCGGAAAUCACAGCAACUCCACGAUGAGAGCACGGGACGGCGUCCAUGGCGUCCUCCUCCGCCACAGCACAGCAGAAGGGCACCCGCCGGUGACGUUCGCGAUCGCGUCGCAGGACACCGGCGACGUCCGCGUCACCUGCUGCCCGUCCUUCUCCAUGGGCCCAUCUUCCAAAUCCGGCGAGCCCACGGCCAAGGAGAUGUGGGAGGAGAUCAAGAAGCACGGCUCCUUCGGCGACGCCGCCGCCGGCACCGGCAGGCCGUCGAGGCCCGGGUCGUCGGUCGGGGCGGCGGUGGCGGCGGCGACGACGGUGACGGCGGGGUGCACGCGCGAGGUGUCGUUCGCGCUUUCGUGGUCUUGCCCCGUGGUGAAGUUCCCCGCCGGCAGGACCUACCACCGGCGGCACACCAAGUUCGUCGGACUGGAUCGAGACGCCGCAGCGGAGCAGCUGGCUCACCACGCGCUUCUCGAACACAUGGAGUGGGAGCGUCAGAUCGAGGCGUGGCAGAGGCCUGUUCUGCAGGACAAAUCGCUUCCUGAUUGGUAUCCUGUCGCACUGUUCAACGAGCUCUACUAUCUCAACGCUGGAGGCACCAUUUGGACAGAUGGGAUGCCGUCAAAGAAGACAAGCCUCGUUUCGUCAAGUUCCGGAACAAUGGAACCCUUCUCCCUCGCCGCGUUUCAUCCCGAUCCAAACGCCACCUCCUCCUCCACGGCGGCAGACGACAUCCUGCUUGCCAUGGCGAGGGCGGAAGAGCAUCUGUUGCCCGCGGCGGAGGAUGAGAAGGGUGUGGGGAAGUUCUUGUACCUGGAGGGUAUGGAGUACCACAUGUACAACACAUACGAUGUGCACUUCUACGCCUCGUUCGCCCUCCUCUCCCUCUUCCCCGACCUCGAGCUCUCCCUCCAGCGUGACUUCGCCGCCGCCGUCCUCCGCCAUGACCCCCGCCUUAUGUACACCCUCGACGGCAAGUUCGUGCCACGCAAGGUUCUCGGCGCCGUGCCGCAUGACAUCGGGCUAAAUGACCCGUGGCACGAGCUAAACGCGUACAUGAUCCACGACCCGUCCAGGUGGAAGGACCUGAACCCCAAGUUCGUGCUCCAAGUGUAUCGCGACGUGGCGGCCACGGGUGACCUCGACUUCGCCAGGUCAGCAUGGCCAUCCGUGUACGUGGCGUUGGCGUACAUGGACCAGUUCGACCGAGACCGUGACGGCAUGGUGGAGAAUGAGGGCCGGCCCGACCAAACCUACGACCUGUGGUCCGUCUCCGGCGUCAGCGCCUACACGGGCGGGCUCUGGGUCGCUGCCCUCCGCGCCGCCACCGCCAUGGCGGCCCUCGUGGGCGACCUCCCUGCCGAGGCCGUCUUCCUCGAAAGAUACAACCGCGCCAACAAAGUCUACGACUCCGAGCUCUGGACCGGCGACUACUUCCGGUACGACAACAGCGGCGGCGGCAACAGCGAGUCGGUCAUGGCGGACCAGCUCGCGGGCCAGUGGUACGCGCGGGCUUGCGGGCUGGAGCCUGUCGUGGGCCGGGACAAGGCCCGCCGGGCCCUGGCGGCCGUCCUGGAGCACAACGUGAUGCAGGUCCAGGGCGGCGGCGUGGGGGCUGUCAACGGGGCCCGCUUGCCGGAGCACGGCGGCGGGGUGGACGAGUCGUCGACGCAGUCCAAGGAGGUGUGGACUGGGACGACGUACGCGGUGGCGGCGGCCAUGAUCGGGGAAGGGAUGCGGGAGGAAGGGUUCACGGCGGCCAAGGGGGCCUAUGGCGCCGGAUGGGGAGAAGACGGGUACGGGUACGCGUUCCAAAUGCCGGAGUCAUGGACGGCGGAUGGUGCCGGCGGGUACCGGUCCCUGCACUACAUGCGGCCGCUUGCCGUGUGGGCCAUGCAGUGGGCGCUCUCCCCGCCGACGCCUGUGUUGCCGGAGCUGGAGAGGAUGGCGGCGAAGAGCAAGGCGACGGAGGAGGAGGUGGAAUUGGCAAAGGAGAAGUUUGAGAAAGUUGCGAGCUUGCUGAGGCUACCGGAGGAAGAGAAAAAGAAGGAAAAGGGGUAUCUGCGAGCUUUCUACCAGAUUCUCAGGCAGAUCCUGCUCCCGGCGGCGUACUGAUUAAUUAAUUAAUUCUUGGACUAUAAUUUGCGUCUUCGUAAUUUUCAAAACAGUGUUCCUCGAAAAAAAUAAUUCAAAACAGUGGCUGCAUCGGUCGACAAAGCAUGAGAAAUGAUGAGUUCGCAAAAAAUUGCUAGAUCUUCGACUUAUGAGCUGAAACUUUCGGAUUUGAAGGUCGAGAGAAAAGGAGGGAUGCAUUCAUGCAUUUCUAGAGAAAAA
This is a messenger RNA of Brachypodium distachyon (stiff brome), 3346 nucleotides long. Its product is annotated as non-lysosomal glucosylceramidase. Gene Ontology annotation, cellular component: membrane. The transcript has 16 exons. Lineage: Eukaryota; Viridiplantae; Streptophyta; Magnoliopsida; Poales; Poaceae. Bases 287 to 3127 code for a protein of 946 amino acids. Gene Ontology annotation, biological process: carbohydrate metabolic process; glucosylceramide catabolic process. The record is from RefSeq and is a predicted model, not a curated record. Gene Ontology annotation, molecular function: beta-glucosidase activity; glucosylceramidase activity.